GAGAGAGAGAGAGAGAGAGAGAGAGAGAAAGAGAGAGAGAGUCGAAAGUGCAGAAAUAUUACAUGUUCGUUGAAUUCUAAUGACAGUACAUGGCGAUUCGUCGACGACCACGAAGCAACGGAUCACCUCGGCCACAUAAGCCGAUUUCGUGUAGCGUGAUGUCUCGCGACAGCGAGUACGAGCCGAUCGUUAGUUGACGGUCGGCGGUGUACGAGACGAAAUGAGAUUUACCAAGUAACUAUGUAAACCAGAAGUGAGAGAGACGUGUCGACCCAUUAUAGAUUCAAGCACAAUAAAGACUAGUAGGGCCAGGCACAAUAAAAUUCGGCCGUCACGUUGUAGGCAGCGAUCUGUUAGAGCGACAAGUCGUAUAAGUAUCUAUAUAGCGAGACUAUUAAAUAAACACAUAUUGUCUAUUGUCCGACGAGUGUAUUUAUUGUUGACACGCUGAUCGUUCCCUUCUGCAAGAGCGCUAUCGGAUAUUGGAUUAAAUAAACAUCUUACGAAGGAAAGGUACACGUGAGUUAUUUAUUAACGUACGAGUCGAUUGUCUCUCUUAGAACUUUUCAGUCUCUAUCCGCGUGAGGAAAAAAGAUCCGUUGUAUAUUUACUAAAUAAGAGAGUUGAUAACUGUCGGGGAAAGUGACUCGUUCUCGUUAUAAGGACGAAUCCAAACGGCAAGCACCGCUCGAUACUGAGGUACCGAUAUUCAGCCGGAAAGAAAGAUGUCGUCGCCGAAAAGUGUCAAAAGAUCGAAAAAGGAGAUCGCCAAAUGCAAAAAAUCGUCGCUGGAUAUGUUUAACGAGGUCUUGAUGGAGGAAAUGCUGAACAAGUACGAAAGUCUCGUCAAGAAUCUGUCAUCGAGGAAUAUAUAUUGCGAGAUAAUACCGAAGCAGUACCAGCGUAUGGACAGCGACGAACUUUUCGGUGAGGCCUUCAGCGAAACUUCUGGUGUGACUUUCAGCAAAGUUUUCAGCAGUGCUUAUAAGAAUCACAUGAUACUUACAGACAUGGAAUCUUAUAUUAACUGCGAGGAAUAUAACUUUGACGCGGUUUUUGAUACAUUAUGUCAUUAUAAUCUGGCAUUACCCUGGAUACUUCCACAGGCCGCAGAUCAGCGGAACAAAGUGAAUAUUAAAGAUGCAAAGUGUCAGUUUCAAAAUCUACAAACAUGCAAGCAACAUGAUAAAGUUCUAUCGAUGAGCAAUUUUCGCUGGCACCAAACAAAUAUAGAAUAUUUACACUGGAAAUAUUCGGCGGUUAAAUAUGAGAUGAUAUUAUUAAAGAAAAUGUCGGUAGAUGAAAAGAUAAAGUAUCGGAAGACGGAACUGGUGACUAAGAUUAAAUACAUUCAUAUUCUAAAAAAUUUGAUAGUUCAUAGAAAUAUUGAAGCGAAGAGAGAAAGGACAGAAACAUAUUUAUCUUGUGGGAGACAGAUCGGUAUUAAACUUACAAAACUGAGAAAUGAGGUACAAUCUUUGAGAAAAGCACUACUAGAUGAUGAAGAUGGUGAAAAAAGCUCGGAAUCGAAGCACUCAAAGGAUACCUGGAUUGUUAAAAGUAUAGAUUGGAGAGUGGAAACAGAAGGGAUGGCAGAGCUGGCGCGCUUAAAACUCUUUAUUGAGAAAUAUAAACGAGAAAUCCAAAUUCUGCAAUUUAAGAUAAAUCAGUUGUGCGAGAAUAUUGAUGAAAACGUGCGUGAGAAAAAAGGGAAUUUCCCGAGAUGUCAAGCUAUGAUAAUUAAACAACUGGAUGUUGUGAAAUUGCUAAAUAUAAUGAAAGAUGACCAUAUGAUAGAAAAAAUAUUCUCGAAAAUGUUCAAUCCCACAUUGUUACUUAUCAACCCAAUCACAAAUGCUAUGUCAAAUCUACACAAUUGUAUAAGACAAAUCAAUGCUACCGGAAUCAUCAAGAAACAAAAAGAGAUGCAGGAACAAGAUUGCAAGAUCGAUCAACUGGAGAUGAAAAUUAUUAGACACAUUAUUGGUGGCCCAACAAUCGCGAGCAUUGUUCAAAAUGAAGAGACGAAUUCAACUCAUUCCAACGCGACAAUAAACGAUACAAAUUCAAAUGAACAAGGCCCAUUACACGACUCAAAAUAUCAGAAGAAUAUUAAAAGAGAGAAUGGAAAAAAGAACGUGUAUAAGGAAGAAUUCAGAAAUAUCUUGAUGCAAUGUGUGGAAGAGUAUCAACAAAAUGAAAAGUUAAAGAAACAAAAUGCUGAAUGGAAGACACAGGUAACAAAGUUGCGUGAAGCCAGAAGUGAAUUUUUGAAGAGAGGACUGGAUGAAGAGGAUGUCACAAAGUACGAGACAACCCUCAAUAUGCUGACAAGUGACAUGCUGAAGCUGAAGACUUAUGAUAAAUAUAAAAAUAAACGGGAACGGUUGGGAAAGGCGUCGCACCAAAUAAUAACAUUGCUGAACAAAUUAAUGCUGGAUCGCUUAGCAGUCGAGGAGAACUUAAACAACUUAAACAACACCGCAACAAAUCCUAGGUCGCUGCAUGACUGGUCGAUUAACAAAUCGGUUCAACAGUGCGACAAUUGCAAACUGAACUUUUUGAAGAUAGCAGAUUGCGCCAAGUAUCUCACACAGAUACUCUACGAUGAAAAUUUCAUCAGGUUUUAUAUAUUGACAACCGUGAUACAGCAGUUAACCGCUAUUUUAUGUAUGAUGAACAAGUCUCUACGUACAGAAAACAUGUCUCCGAAAAACCAAUUGUUGUGCAAAAAACUAAAACGCCGAUUAACUGUGAUGAAAAAUCAACUGCGAGAAAGAAUCAAAGUGAAAAGAGAUGUGAUUAACUUUACAUCGGCAGGAGAUUCUAAUGUACCGAGUUCUGAAGCAAACAUUUUGUCACCAAACCGAAACGAGAAAGCCGAUAAGGAGAAUUAUAAUGACAACAAUCCCGAUAGUUCCACCGUCAGCCAUAGCGACUCACUAGACGAUAAGAACAUAUCGAAAGAACGCUCAAAUAUUGACGUCAAUCAAACGCCAACCAACGUUUUGUUUGAACAAGAGCAAGAAAUGACAGAAAACAGCAGUAGUAAUCCGCUACAGCAGACUUGCGAAUAAUCAAAAUUCGGAAUUAUUCUCUUUCUCUGUGUUGAAAUAUAAUAUGUCUGUUUUUCGACAGAAAUUGGAGAAGAGUACUUGAAACCCGCAUGCAAUAAUACCGGGAUGUCUCAUUGGUAUUAAAAACAUAUAAUUUGAAAUAUACGACAGACAUAUAUUGUAUUUAUCGAAACUUUACCAUGUCAAGUAAACUCAUUUUAUAAUA
Messenger RNA from Harpegnathos saltator (Jerdon's jumping ant), 3282 nucleotides. RefSeq lists its product as uncharacterized. Lineage: Eukaryota; Metazoa; Arthropoda; Insecta; Hymenoptera; Formicidae. Bases 726 to 3077 code for a protein of 783 amino acids. The record is from RefSeq and is a predicted model, not a curated record. The transcript has 5 exons.